Messenger RNA from Spirodela intermedia, 5419 nucleotides. The record is from the annotation of a GenBank genome assembly. Lineage: Eukaryota; Viridiplantae; Streptophyta; Magnoliopsida; Alismatales; Araceae.
AUGAACUGGAAGGGCAGAGCUGGGGGAGGGGGAGGAGAUUCUUCUCCAAGGAGCACAGUGUCGAGGAAAUGGACGUUAUUCCUCUGCCUCAGCAGCUUUUGCUCUGGUCUUCUCUUCACGAACAGGUAGCUUCGCCUUCUACACCAUUUUCUCCCCCAUACCUUCUUCUGGGUCUUCAUGUCGGGGUGCCUUUUGCAUCUGGGGAUUGCUCGUUUGACGAUAAUUUGUAGCUUUCGAAAGGGAGAAAGUUUGUGUGUGUGCGUGUGUGUGAGUGAGAUAGAGCGCGAGAGAGAAACAGAGACAGAGAGAGAUUUUAUGACGACGCAGAUGUUGCUGAUCACCUAGGAACAUGAACCUUUAGUUUCUCAAAUUCCAUCUCCUCUUCUCCGCACCUUUGUUUUUCCUGCCCCCCGGGUGAAUAAGAAUCUCUCACGGAUGACUUAGAUCUGGAUUUCUCUACAAUUUCGAUAUAUUGUUCGGGUUGAAGUAUUUUUCCCCUUGAAUAUGUGUGAUGAUAAAGGUCAGCCACUGAAAUGUCGACUUCUAUCUUUGCAGAUCAGAUUUAUCUGACCCCCUCAUCUGCUUCUGCCUUUAAAAUGUCGAUGAAAAUGACUUUUUUCCUUUUUUUCUCUCUCUCCAUCUGUGGUUCAUUCUGUUUAUAUAAUAUAACAUAGAGGUUUCUCCGGUGUAAUUUGUUUUCUUGAAUGUUUUCUUUUCUUUCUUUAUGUGUUUGAUACAUGUGGCUAAUGUUAUUGAACCUGAAAAACGGGUUCUGGCAAUGGAUUGUAACGAAUGGAUGACUGUUGCAGCAUGCAUUGUCGGUAUAUCAGAGGAUUAAAGAAACAAAAAUUGGUAUUUUUCUCUGAAUGACAGCUUCUCAUUAUAUGGAACCAUUAGGGUGGCUUGCAAUCAUUUUUCGUCAAUUAUGGUGUGCAUGUCUGAAACUCAGUAGAUUUCGGUAUCAGUUUUGGUAUUUUGUGCUCAGUGCUCUCAAGUGUUUCCAACUUUGCAAAGAGUUCCCAACGCACAGAAGAUGAUGUUCGUCCUUAUUAACCAUAAAAUAAUAAUAUAUUUCAUUAUUUUUUCUCAACUAAUUGAUGCAUAUGUUUCACCCUUUUCUGAUUACAAUAACGUUCGAUAUUUAUAAUCAUUGUAUCUUAUGCGAAUCCUUGACCGUGGAAUAAUCAUUGAAUGUUGAUGACAGAAUAUGGGCGGUACCUGAAGCCAGAGAGGUUACCAUGCCUGGCAGCGUACAAGAGGAUAAGAUGCAGCGAGCCUUAGGAGGAUGUGAUUCAAAAUCGGUAAGGGUUUCAAUGUCAGUACCACUCACAAAGUUUAAAGAUUUGACCGCACAUAGUUGUCUUUAUGUGGCAAUGUUCUGGUCUUGUUUAUUGAUUUUAUAUUGUUCUUCUCAUCAUCAGACAGAAGGAAAGAGAGAUCCAAAGGACAUCCUAGGGGAAGUAUCCAAGACCCAUGAUGCUAUACAGUCAGUUAGCCAAAUCCUUGCUCCAUUUCAUUUCUCACUAUAUAGUUUGUUUCCAACCUCACAAAAGGCUGCAAAUGCAGGACGUUGGAUAAAACGAUUUCAAAUUUAGAAAUGGAAUUAGCCGCUGCUAGAGCUGCACAGGAAUCUAUACUGAGUGGUUCUCCAGUGUCAGGAGAUCAAAAAGUUGCUGAAAUAGAUGAGAGGAGGAAAUAUCUUAUGGUUAUUGGAAUUAACACAGCCUUCAGCAGUCGUAAAAGAAGAGAUUCAGUUCGAAUGACCUGGAUGCCUCAAGGUUAAUUAUUUUUAUCCUUUCUCUAAAUUAUAACUUAUCAGAAUGAUGCCUUUGAUUCGAAAACUGAGAUUUUAAAAUCGAUGAGACAGGUGAAAAAAGGAAGAAACUUGAGGAAGAGAAAGGCAUCAUUAUUCGCUUCGUUAUUGGUCACAGGUGAUGAUGCCUUUCUCUCUUGUGCUUCAACUCUUGGACUCAGUAGACAGCCCCCCAACAAUUUAUAUAUCGUUUUUUCUAGUUUUAUUUGUUGACUAAAUAAAUAACGUAAAAUGCACAUGUCUAACCCAUGAAAUGUUGGGCAUCAUCUCAAUUUGCUGAAUCUGCACUCAUGGCAGAACUGCAACAUUUUAUUUCAGAUGACCAUGGACAUAUUUUCAAACCGAGAAAUUUAUGAUGACAUUUGUUAUUAAUGCAGCCUUACAUACUGUCGGAUGUCUUAUAGUUUUGAUAUUUAAACUGAAACUGAAUUCAGGAUUUAUCUAACCAUGGACGAUAACUUUUCACAUCAAAUCCUUGAAGAUCUUUACGGCCUUACCAGCCACAAGGGAUGAUAUUUAAAUAAUUCAUGAAUCAAUUUCUGCUAAAUGUUUGAGAAAACCAUCUGUUCAUUUUCUUGUCAUAAGUGGACUCCCACUAAACAAUAGCUCAUUAGGUUAAUCUCGUUCCUUUGAAGAGCCUGAAAAAGAUUCCUACUGGGUUUCUGGGGACUGUGGCAUGAUAAUUUUCGUACUUGGGGGGAGCUCUAUAAGUUCGAUGAUUGGAUGACUGGCAAGAAAUGCUUACAGUACAUGUUCUCUUUACGUAAGAUACUCCUCUCCCUUUUUUUACUUGAUUCUAACCUCCAAGAAUUGAAGGAGUUCCAUGCUUGUCAAACUCAAGAAUAGAAACUGAAUAGGAUUAAAGGAUAGUGCUCCAUCUGUGUGUAGUCACACAAGUUGACUUGAUACCCUUUUGAUCAUUCUCUAAUACCGUUUUAGGGCUACAGCUGGAAGAGUGGAUUCUCAUGAUGUGAUCUCCAGAUGAUAUUUUCACAUGAGAAACAUUGAUUCAGAUGCUCAGUGAUAGUGAGUCUGUGUCAACAACGACUUCAGGCCCAUCAGAUUGUUUUCUCUGGUUCCUUUUUUGAUCCAGACUCGGAUUUGACAGAAAACUCGGCCCUGGCCCCUUUUUAUACAGCACAAGGAAUGUAUUAACAGAAUCAAUCCUCAAUAGGGAAAUAUUAGUGAUACCUAAUAUUGGCAUCUCUGUCAUGGAUCAUUUCUUUCAUUUGUUCCUAUAAAUAUUAAAGGGAGGUAUUUGCAACAUAUGGAAAUCUAGCCCCAAAAUCUUGAAUGAAAAUGAUGUGGUGCAAAGACAAGUUUAAAACUGGUGGCGUACAUAAAGAACAGUGGAAAAGCUCUUGUUCUAAUAUGAUCUUGCAGUUGGUAUAGAAAUUCACUCUCUAAAUACUCAUUGAUUAUUUAUUGAAUUGUUUAGGCGGCAAUUUGUAAUUUUGUAUUUAUCAUCUCAUUAAUGGCAAAUAAGAGGGUUAAUCUUUUUGUUUGGGUUCUACCAGUGCUACAGCAGGUGGUAUUCUGGAUAAGGCCAUUGAAGCUGAAGAUAGAAAACAUGGAGACUUCAUGAGGCUUGUAAUAUUUCUUAGAUAUUCCUCCUGGUUCCAUUUUCUUUGUGUCUUCUUGAUUUCAUGUUAGUACAUUAUGCAUUAGACAUUCCAGGAUCUUAAUGCAGUUUGGAUGUUUUUAUUGAAUCAUAGUGUAAGGUCAGUCUACAGUAUGUGCUGUUGUUCUGCAAAAAUUAUAUUUCUGCUUCUGAUUUCUUGUUGCAUUACUACCAGGAGCAUGUCGAAGGAUACCUUGAAUUAUCUGCCAAGACUAAAAUUUACUUUGCAACUGCUGUUUCAAUGUGGGAUGCUGACUUCUACAUCAAAGUUGAUGAUGAUGUUCAUGUAAAUAUUGGUAAGCUCAGUGCUAUCUGAUAAGCUCAUCCCUACUCAUGGGAAACCGAUCCAUUUUCUGAGCUCUCUCUGGGUUAAACGACCCAAAAAUUGAUCAGCUGAAUAAAUGUAUUGCACAUUUUUUGAUUCAUACUUCAAAAAUUCGAUUGAUUCAAUUAACUAUAGGCAAUAUAAAUGCAUCUAAUGGAUAGAAAAAUAGUGUUCCACUCUUUUUGUUAACAGCGUUCUGAGGAAGGAGCAUAAAGCUAUUUGAUUAUUGGUAUAUUUAAAGAUAUGGAGCGAUAUAUGUGACAAUUUGUAAAUUUACGUUCAAUUCCUCAGCACCUGAUUUAAAUGAAAUAAAACUAGUUAUGUGAAAUAUCUACCAACUAGGCUGAGGAUUCGUUUCUCUUGUUACAGUAUAAAUGAAUUAGUAAUUACUUCUGUUUAUGUAAUAUUGUCGAUCAAGCUAUUAUUGAUGGUAGCAUCUUAGUGCGUUUUCGGAGCUUAUUUGUACUGGGCUUACGUCUAUAUCUGAUUUUGUAUUACCCUGGCUCCUAUUCGCGUAAAAAUAGAAGGGAAGAGUAUUUUUCAUCAGAAAUUACGUUUUCCUGCUCUCAUUCAAGACAGGCAAUUUACUGCAGGCAUUUUUUACUGAUUUCUAAGUAAUCUUGCAGCGACACUGGGAACUACAUUAGCCAGAUAUCGGUCAAGGCCCCGUGUGUACAUUGGUUGUAUGAAAUCUGGACCUGUCCUUGCUCAGAAGUGAGUUUCAGAUGAACACAACUAGCUUUAAAUGAGUGAGAAAAUUGUAAUUUAUCGUGCUCAUUUUAUUGAACCAGGGGUGUGAGGUAUCACGAACCUGAACACUGGAAGUUUGGUGAGGAAGGAAAUAAAUACUUCCGACAUGCUACUGGUCAACUAUAUGCUAUUUCGAGGGACCUGGCUACUUAUAUAUCCAUAAACCAGUUAAGCCUUGAGUACCAUUGGAAGCUUGUCCAUUAACCAUUGAUUGUCACUGGUUGUACAUUGACUGUAGUAGAUAUUGAUCUAUUUCUUCAAAACCAUGGCAGGCAUGUUCUCCACAAGUAUGCAAACGAGGAUGUUUCCCUUGGGUCCUGGUUCAUCGGAUUGGAUGUGCAGCAUAUCGAUGAUCGGAGACUUUGUUGUGGCACCCCACCAGGUAGGCUUAUGUCAGGAUAGUUUAAUCACAGGGUAAACCUGCGAUGAAAAUGAAGGGUCUGUUUCAGUCAUACGCAUGGAUUUUGAGUGAUAAGAAUCAAUGGUUUAAUAUGAUAUGAACGCUCCAGGUUCUGUCUUGGCCCUUCGGUCCUCUUGUCUGUUUUGCCACAUGCCAAGGAUUUAAUUGAUUUUAUGUUGGACAGCCGAUUUAUUUUCAUGUUCCUUGUCAUCUUUGUUUUAUUUAUUCAUUUUUUUGCUCCUUUUAUUUUAAGCAUAGUUAUGUAUAAAAUAGCAAGGUUUCAUAUUUAGUCCUUGUUAUUUCUUUAACCAUUGCUAUGAUUAAUGAAGGAUAAAACUGGCAUUCGUUCAUUCUUCUGCAGACUGUGAGUGGAAGGCCCAGGCAGGCAACAUCUGUAUUGCCUCAUUUGACUGGAGCUGUAGUGGCAUAUGCAAGUCUGCAGAUAGGAUCAAAGAGGUGCAUCAACGCUGUGGGGAGGGUGAGAGUGCUCUGUGGAAUGCAGUCUUCUAA